AUGACCUCUUCGCCAAGAACAAUAUGUUUUCUUCUUCAUAUUAUUCUUCUCUUUUCACUACCUUGGGAGACGGCAUCAUCAGAAAGAACACAGGGAAGAGCCCUUGUCGAGUGGAAGAACACCUUAUCCAAUACCGAUGAUGUUCUUCGUUCAUGGUCAACUGCUAAUCUUGACAACGUUUGCUGGAACUGGACAGGCAUCAACUGCACUAAUGCUGGAGCAGUUAAUGAGAUAAAGCUGGAAAAUUUAAACCUCUCAGGUACACUUAAAAGCUUUGAUUUCUUUUCAUUUCCAAACCUCGCCCGCUUUAGCCUCUAUAACAACAGCUUUACUGGCUCAAUUCCAUACGCUAUUGCUAACCUCUCCCGGCUAGUUUUCUUGGAUCUCGGUUGGAACCAUUUUGUAAAUUCUAUACCGACCGAGAUUGGAAGGUUAACAAAGCUCCAGUUCUUAAACCUUGCGGUUAACAAUCUCAAUGGUACUAUUCCCUCCCAAAUAAGACACCUUCAACACCUCCAUUUACUCUCCCUAUAUUCAAAUUCUUUGACUGGACAAAUUUUAGAAGAAAUAUUCUCCAAUUUGACCAGGCUUCAAUAUUUCAAUUGUGGGAGGAAUCAAUUCCAAGGACCAUUGCCAUCAAAUCUAUUCAAGCUAUCCAGUAUUGAAGUACUUAAACUAGGCGAAACCCAUUUCUUCCAUUCAAUAAUGCCUCCUACCAUUGGAAAUCUAAGUUCACUAAGGCUCCUUGAUCUCGGUCGCAACAUGUUGCAAGGAAAUAUUCCUGAAACAGUUUGUAAUCUUAACCAUCUCGAAGUUCUUGAUUUAUAUGAAAAUAGCUUGGAUGGUGUAAUUCCACCGUGCCUGGGAAAUAUAACUUCACUCAGAUAUCUUUCUCUCAAUUCCAACAUCUUACGAGGCAGUAUUCCAGCAACGCUGUGUAAUCUUUACUCUCUUGAAGGUAUCUCAUUAUCCAACAAUAGUUUGGGAGGUCAAAUCCCAGAAUGUCUGGGGAAUGUAACAUCAUUAAGAUAUCUUUUUCUCCGCUCCAAUAUGUUGCAUGGAAAUAUUCCUAGAGUACUGUGCAAUCUCCGCUCCCUUGAAGGGCUAAUUUUAUCCAACAACAGUUUGGGCGGUCCAAUUCCACAAUGUCUUGGAAAAUUGAAAGUUUUGAGAACUUUGCUAGUUUCUCAAAACCAGCUUCAUGGCACCAUACCUCAAACUUGGAGACUUGGGAAUGCCACAAAUCAAAUAACAAAUUCCAGUUUAAUUUCUGGAACAGAGUUAGGGUUGUGCGGUUUGAGUUCCUUAAGAUUUCUUGAUUUUUCUAACAACAAUUUGCAUGGUCCACUACCUCGGUGUUUAGGAAACUUUAGUCGGAAACUUGAGGUUAUAAAUUUUGCUGAUAAUCAACUUCAGGGAACUAUUCCGAAAACAUGGAGAAAAGGAAACAACUUGUUGUAUUUCAAUUUGAAGAGCAAUCACUUGGAAGGACCAUUGCCUCGAAGCUUGAAAAAUUGCAAGUUUCUCGAAAUUCUAAAUCUCGGGAACAACAAGAUAGUUGAUACGUUCCCAUGCUGGUCAGAUGCUCUUCGCGGAUUGCGUGUUCUUGUCUUGAGAUCUAAUCAGUUCUACGGUGAAAUAUGCAGUACUUCUAAGACUAGAUUUCCAUUCCCAAAGUUGUAUAUAUUUGAUAUUUCACACAAUGAGUUCACAGGUCCUUUGCCAAGAUAUUAUAUGGAGAAUUUUGAAGCCAUGAAGCAUGCAAAUAAUGAUGAACCAUUAGAAUUUUAUGACAUCUCAAGCUUAGUGUUGAAAGGAAAUGAUUUCUUAACAGGCCCAGGGUGGAAUAAUAGGAGUGAUUUAUCAAUAAGCCUAGUGUGGAAAGGGAAGGAGGUUCCACUGGCACACUAUGAUAUCUACACAACCAUUGAUCUAUCCAACAACAACUUUAAUGGUGAGAUUCCAAGAUCUUUAGGAGAGCUUCAUUUUAUUGUGACUCUCAAUCUAUCACAGAAUCAGCUUGCUGGCUAUAUUCCAUCAUCACUGGGAAGUUUAACUAAUCUUGAGACGCUCGAUCUCUCAUCAAACAAACUAGUGGGUGAGAUUCCAGAAGAAAUUUCAAGAUCAUUAACAUUUCUUUCAAAUUUGAAUCUUUCUUAUAAUCAUCUUUCUGGCCGUAUACCUAAUGGCCAACAGUUUAACACAUUUAGCAACGAUUCCUAUUUGGGAAACGCGGCUCUAUGUGGAUUUCCACUAACUGUACAAUGCCAAGACAAAAAUGAUGAAGGGCAUGCAUCGUCAGACACAGAGGAUUCACAAAGUUUUUGGAUUGGAUUUGGUUGGCAAAGUGUUGUUGUUGGAUACAGUUGUGGCAUGCCAUUUGGUAUUGCUCUAGGAUAUUUCAUGUUUAAGUAUGGAAAACCACGAUGGUUUAUAAGGUUAGUCAUUGGGCGCUAA
This is a messenger RNA of Ipomoea nil (Japanese morning glory), 2457 nucleotides long. Its product is annotated as receptor like protein 30-like. The transcript has a single exon. The record is from RefSeq and is a predicted model, not a curated record. NCBI's taxonomy places the organism in Eukaryota, Viridiplantae, Streptophyta, Magnoliopsida, Solanales, Convolvulaceae. The coding region runs from base 1 to 2457 and encodes 818 amino acids. Gene Ontology annotation, molecular function: protein binding.